Messenger RNA from Aplosporella prunicola CBS 121167, 1112 nucleotides. RefSeq lists its product as uncharacterized. Bases 1 to 720 code for a protein of 239 amino acids. Lineage: Eukaryota; Fungi; Ascomycota; Dothideomycetes; Botryosphaeriales; Aplosporellaceae. The transcript has 3 exons. The record is from RefSeq and is a predicted model, not a curated record.
AUGCUUUUCCCAACAACCCAGCUUAUCACUUUGGCUCUAACCCUGGCUGGCUCCGUUGCUGCUGUUCCCGCCAAAAAGCCUACUGCAACACCAACGACUCAGGCACUCAAGACAAAUGCUCCGCAGCCCGACCCCCUCAUUGUUACUGAGCCAAAUGUGAGGGUUGUCGGCUAUAGAACUCUUAAUGCUGUUGCAGCUCAAGAAUAUAACAAAAAGGGAACAAUCACCAAGGACAAGCGCCCAGAAUCCCACAGAGCCGGGUCGCAGAUUGGCCUUGGGACCUACAUCAUGCGAAAAAUAGGCGAUUAUAACGUCCCUGGCCAGAAUGAUUGGAUUUGUGUUAUAUGGGCCAACCAAGAAAAGUUUAUCCGAGCUAAAAAAGCAUUCAUUCCUCAAUAUCAGGGAAAAGACCAGGGAAGAGACAAAGAAAUUUGGUUUCAUGAGGAGAAGAUUACCGAAUUUAUCAAGGGCUUCAACUUUGAUCCUUCUCAGACACUCAGACUGAGUGAAAUAGACGGUGGCGACGUCCCGCACGCCAUGCAGAUGGCAAUCCCAGACAAGAUGCUCAACUCGAGGAUUGGUAAAAACAAACUGGAUUUGGGAGCCCGUUGCAAGCCAGUUGCAGAUCUCAGGAACAUCGACCAGUACCCUGCCGCAGACUACACGGAAACAAGCCUCGGCUGCUGGCAAAAGAGUAGCGGAGAGCAGGCAUGUAGAUAGCCGAGCAUUUGUCAGGGAAAGUUGUUUCGUUUUUGUUUUUGUUUUUUGUUUUUUCACUCCUUGCCACUUACUUUUAUUUUUAUGCAAGCAUUUGUAUGUUUAGCUUUGUUAUUUAUAUAGAUCGCAGCCAGCCACUCUUUAAAAUCCAGCCGCGUUUAUAUUUUAAGUCAUACGGUCAUUCAACAAGGUUAUUGGAAAGUCGAAUUCAGUCGGAUGUGAGAGAUAUUGCUACAAGUAAGCUACUAUACUUAGCCAUAUAGAUUAGACUAUUAUGCUAUAAGGCUAGUGGCCACGGUAUAACUACAAACAUGUGAGAAAGUACAAAGGUAAAAAUAGAUAGAAGUACUAGAGUAGUCUAUGAGAGUACGAAAGUAAAGUAUUCCAAGGAUAUA